Soboliphyme baturini is the source of this 1953-nucleotide messenger RNA. Lineage: Eukaryota; Metazoa; Nematoda; Enoplea; Dioctophymatida; Soboliphymatidae. The record is from the annotation of a GenBank genome assembly.
CCGAUGAUGACAACAACGCAAACAGUACUCAACGAGGCGGAAAUUCAUAUACAGUAUGCCAUGGCACACAAACCAAUCAGGUUUUUAGACGUGGGGCAUUUUAUGGACAGGGUGAAGACGUGCCUUAUUGUGCAGGGUAGCGAGGGAAGUGGAAAAUCGGCGUUCAUUUGUGAGCUGACUCAACGAUUGCUGCAAUGGUUAAGUCCAAGGAGCCAUCUGAUCGUGCGAUUCGUUGGUCUCACGCCGCAGUCGACCCAACUACACGAGCUGUUCCGCAGCAUCUGUCUUGAGAUAUGUAUGAAAUUUAUUGUGUCUGAGAAAGUCAAGGAGCCCCUUCUGAUCCUGAUCGACGAUGUUCACAUGCUGAAAGAAGGUCUCAUGCUGAGCGAUGACCAGCAGCACUUAUGGCUGCCGCUUUUGUGUGACCCAGGUAUCAUCAUUAUCAUAACCACGGGCGAUACUCUGAAGCAGACCAUCAGUGCCAUAAUAGAAGAACGAAUGUGCGACGGAAGAACAGUGAUGACUUGGAGUCACGCUUUUAUUGGGGCAGUUGUUCGCCAUCGGUACUUGAUCUCUUCAGGAGAAUGCGACAUCGAAGAAAAAUCUCUCGACCGAUGCGUUCAAACCGUGCACGCCAGUUCCAAUAAGUACAACGCUUUCUACAUUAUCCCCCAGGUUCGUAAUUUAUGGUACCAUUUACUUCACACAGGGUCGAUCGACAACUUGGAGUCAGUUGGCUUUUGCAACUUCGAAUAUCUUUACAAAACGGUGCUCACAACCGGCAUAUUUCACAUGCGUACAACAAUUGAGGGAGCACUUCUGCAAGUGCUCAAUUAUAACCUUCAUGUUUUGUACACAAUGGUUUUACGUCCGUCUUUCAAGUUUCUAUAUCAGGAUCCAAAUCUGCUCGCUGGCGAAGUAAUUCUGCGACUAUCAUAUGACAGAAAAAGAAACACGGACGUGCUUAAUAGACUCCUUGACCAAGCAAUGCUCUGGGUGGAUACGUGCUGCUGCUUCCCGUUGAUCGUUCCUCUUACUUCUUGGAUCAGGCCCUGCGCAUGUCCGCUCGUCAGCAGAUUCAGACUAAAAGAAUGGUCGUUUCCAACCGUCAACUAUCAGCAUCUGUUGGUCGCUGGUGCAGUUGAAGGUGGUAAGAUCUGGAUGUAUCACAUCGCUUCUCACAGGCUCAUUCGGUCAUUUGCUGGGCAUAACGAGCAGGUGAUUUUUCUUAAAACCAGCACAAAUGGCCGGAACUUCGUUAGCGGCUCAUGCGAAGGAGUGGUGAAAGUGUGGGACGUGUAUCAGGACAACUGCGUUGUCACUUUUAAACCUCAUUCCGGUAAGAUGUGCAGCGCGCUGUUCUCUUUCAACGAUGAAGAUUUGUUCACCGGCUACUCUGACGGAGUCAUUUGCAUGACCACGGUGCAAAAUGGUAGUGAAAAAUGCGUUUUCCGGCAUCACAUGGGUCCCGUCACAGCCUUAUCCCUCACAUCAGAAAACGACUAUCUCGUCUCUGGUUCUGCCGAUUUCACAGUCGCCAUCUGCUACGUCGAAACCGGAGCGGUCAUUUCAAAGCUGCUCGGGUUGAUGGCUCCCGUGAAAAGCAUCGCUCUAACAUCGAACGACGUGUUCGCCCUGAUUUCGUGCGAAGACGAAAGUCUCAAAGUAUUUUCAAUAUGCACGAGUUCUCAUAUAAAGGAACUUCAAGGACACGGAGGAAAGAUCUGCUCCUUGGCUGUGGCUCACGAUGACUGUCAAGCGUUUGCUGGCAGCAGCGAUGGAAAAAUCUACUGCUACGACCUUCACAGUGGAACUCUCAUGGCAACGCAGUCGUGUGACACGUACCCGGUGACAAGCCUUAAAGUAAGACUUAAUGUUUCAAAAUUAUUUCUUAAAAUGGAAAAAGGUUUUCAAAUUUCACAAAUAUUACUGUUUUACUGCUUGAAUCAGUAG